Papaver somniferum (opium poppy) is the source of this 1590-nucleotide messenger RNA. RefSeq lists its product as uncharacterized. The record is from RefSeq and is a predicted model, not a curated record. The coding region runs from base 1 to 1590 and encodes 529 amino acids. NCBI's taxonomy places the organism in Eukaryota, Viridiplantae, Streptophyta, Magnoliopsida, Ranunculales, Papaveraceae. The transcript has a single exon.
AUGGUUGGAAUUUCAACUCGCAGAGGAACAAUACUACAAGAACUUCGAAAUCCACAACAAGAAGAGAUGGUUGGAGGAACGAACAAAAAUAACACUGGUAACCAGGGAAGUGAUGGCGCUUCACCACCUCCACCUCUCAAGAGGACACUCAAAGAUCUAACAUCCCCAUCGUUUGAUCAACAAAAAUUGUGUGUCAACUUGGAAGAUUCAAUUGAGCUCAAAUCUCAGUUGAUUCAUUGGUUACCGAAGUUCAAAGAGAUUCCAGGAGACGAUCCAAAUCAUCAUUUACUACUGUUUCAACAUAAGUUGACAAGUUUGAAUCCAACUGGAACUGAUCAAGAAAGAGCUUUACUGACAGCUUUCCCGUUCUCUCUAAUUGAUUCUGCAGAAGAAUGGUUUUAUAGUCUUCCACCUGGAAGUAUCACAAUGUGGGAUGAGAUGCAGAAAGCAUUUUUAGAAAAGUACUUUCCCGCCUCUAAAGCAGCAACUAUUCGUAAAGCAAUUAGUGGCAUUGAACAAAUUACUGGUGAGGCUCUUUACGACUAUUGGGAACGGUACAAGAAGUUGCUAGCGAGCUGCCCACAUCAUCAAAUCUCUGAGCAACUCAUAGUGCAAUAUUUUUAUGAUAGUUUGCUCCAAUCCGAGAGAAAUCUUAUUGAUGCAGCUAGUGGUGGUGCUUUGACAAAUAAAACCAUUUACGAAGCGACGAAAUUGAUCGAGAAUAUGGCUGCAAACACGCAGCAAUUCAACUCAAGAGGCGUAUCAAUGGGUCGAAGGGUUAAUGAGGUUACUUCUUCACCGCACUUAGAACAUAGGAUUGGUAACAUGAAGAAGAUGAUUCAACAAAUGGCCGUAGUAAUCAUUUUCUCUUAUGAGAUAGAAGCUGAACAAGUCAAUGCAGUAUUCCCGAAUCAGCAGAGACAAAGGUAUGAUCCCUAUUCCAACACUUAUAAUCCAGGAUGGAGAGAUCACCCCAAUUUCAGCUAUGCGAAUACGCAAGUAGCAGCUCCAGGGACGGUUUUUAAUCGCUCGAGUGGUUUCCAACAACCACAACCAACGCAGAACUCAGAAUCAUCAGAGAUGCUUGCUAUGAUGAAGAAUCUAACCACAAUGGUGCAAAAAUAUCAGCAAACGACUGAUGGUGCAAUCAAGGAGUUGCAGACACAAAUGAGCACCAUGAAAGGUAUAUUGAACCUUUUGGAGACGCAGAGUAGUGGGAAACUCCCUUCUCAACCUAUUAAUCCUAGAGAAAUUGUUAAUGUUGUGACAUUGAGAAGUGGUACACGAACUGUGCAACCAGAAAAUGCUGAGAAAAGCAAAGACCCCAAGGGGCCGGUUUUGGAGAGAGAGAUUACUGACUCUUCCCAAACCGAUGAGGUACCUAAAACAAACUGUAAACCUCUUGUUUCAACUUAUGUUCCUGCUUUACCGUUUCCUGGCAGGUUUGCUAACAAAAAUGUGGAACAAGACAAAGAAAUUUUAGAUGUACUCAAAAAUAUUCAUGUGAGUAUCCCGCUGAUAGAUGCAAUUAGGCAGGUACCUAAAUACUCAAGAGUUUUGAAAGACCUACGCACCAAAAGAAACGAUUAA